AGAUCUGCGGCUAUAAGAGCCGACGGUCACAUGGACUGUUCAUCAACAUCAAGAUGAACCUGGCCCCGUCCACCCUGCUUCUGCUCACCUCAUGGAUGAGCUGUGUCCUCGCAACACAUGGGCCGGGGAACGGGAACUGCUGCGCUGCAUGGUCCAGGCCUCGCAGGCGUUUCACGCAAAUUCAGAGUUACUCGAUCCAGUCCGAGGGUGUCUGUGAUUUCGCAUCAGUCGUGUUUGUGGCGCUGGAUGGGAGCAAGAUUUGCGCAGAUCCCAAGAGCGCCUGGUCUAAAAAGGUCAUGCAAAACAUUGACGAAAGAGUGAAGCUCUCAACCUCCAGCCCUGCCACCACAGUGAAGGCGCUGGAAAGGCUUCCAGCUUCCAGCUGGAGAAGCAUUCGCCGCUCACCUCGACGGAGGAAGGGAGGCAGGACCUCAAGGAGGAGGCAGGGAAAAUGAAGUUUAAACCAGACUGUUUUGUUUCUGUAAACCAGCAUCAUCUGACCGGACACUGUCAAGAAAUGCCUUCAAGCUCACUUCUGCUCAACCACAGCAGAAUUUGGAUGAAAGCCUCUGUUAAAUACAGCUGCAAAUAUUUGACUUUUUUUUUUUUUCACAAUGACAGUGAUUGUAAGUUUGCUUUAACAGUCCUUCUGUAUCUGCCAAAA
Molecule: messenger RNA, 664 nt
Organism: Synchiropus splendidus (mandarinfish)
Lineage: Eukaryota; Metazoa; Chordata; Actinopteri; Syngnathiformes; Callionymidae
Product: eotaxin-like
Exons: 3
Coding region: 54-455 (133 amino acids)
Biological process (GO): immune response; positive regulation of GTPase activity; cellular response to tumor necrosis factor
Cellular component (GO): extracellular region
Molecular function (GO): chemokine activity; CCR chemokine receptor binding
Source: RefSeq, a predicted model, not a curated record